Molecule: messenger RNA, 444 nt
Organism: Dibothriocephalus latus
Lineage: Eukaryota; Metazoa; Platyhelminthes; Cestoda; Diphyllobothriidea; Diphyllobothriidae
Source: the annotation of a GenBank genome assembly
AUGGUAUCGUCGGCUGUUUUGUCCUUGCCCCUAUCCGUUUCACUCAUCCUGCGCUGGAUGCGCUGUCGUUUUAGACUACUCUACCGGACCUUUGGCGGUAUCUACGCUCUCCUUCUCCUCACGCUCACCCUCGUCGGUCUUCAAGUCUUUGGAGUGCUGGAGAAUCUGCGUGCCAAACCCUUCCAGGAAUUGCUUCAGAUGUAUCGACACUCUGGGGUUCUGAUUACCUUUCAGCGGGAAAUUAAGAGCCUGACACCGCAGCGGCCUCAGAGGUCUUUCCAUCCCAACUUCCCCUAUCUACACACUUCCAGUGAUAUUUGUGUUCACGUGUUGGAUUACGGAGGAAGCACGCUUCCGGCUGUUGUUCUUAUAAAAUCCGCAGUCGGUCAUCUUGAACACCGCACGGUCAUUAGAGCUACGUGGAUGCGUGAGGUGCGUGUUUGA